AUAUAUAUAACCAAGUCAAUUACACAUAUACCAAAGAUGGCUCAUAUCGUCCCAUUAAGUUUCCCAGCCAUGGCUGCCAUGGGUUCCGUUGUGUUAAUUUUUGUUGCUAUAAAAUCACCAUGGAGAAAUAGAUAUCAUCGUGUCAACAAUGUCAGUCCAAAGGCUGAUUUAGCUUGGAGAAAUGCUGCCCAACAAUGGCUUGAUAACAAUAGAGCAUAAGUGGGAUAUUUCCCUCUUUUGUAUUCAAAGGGUGAUUGUAAAAGAUCAGUCUUAUUUAUCUUGCAUUUAGUUCAGUUUUAUCGUGUGUCCUAAAUAGAGGAUACUUUUGCAUGGGUUGUGUGUGUACAAUAUUCAAAUAAUGGUAUAUCUAGAAUAUAUAACAGUUUUAUUUAUUAGCAUUUAUCAGUGUUGUUUUAUUAUCUUCAGGAUUUCAGUGGUUGAUUCGAUUCAACUCCAGAUUCAAUGGAAGAUAAAUAUAUUGAUAAAAAGUGGCAUUAUUCUAAAAUCACUCUUUAAUUGCGAUUGGAUUUUUCAAACUUGCUCUUAUAGCCAAUCUAUAUUUUUCAUAUAUAUAUAUAUUGUUAUGUAGAUUUCUACCG
This is a messenger RNA of Spathaspora passalidarum NRRL Y-27907, 599 nucleotides long. RefSeq lists its product as uncharacterized. The coding region runs from base 37 to 219 and encodes 60 amino acids. Lineage: Eukaryota; Fungi; Ascomycota; Pichiomycetes; Serinales; Debaryomycetaceae. The record is from RefSeq and is a predicted model, not a curated record. The transcript has a single exon.